UUUCAACAACGCCAAAUGUCACGGGAUUCCGCACGGUUGCUUUUUUUUCAAUUUUCCCACGCGAUUUUCUUUACAGACCGAUGUGAAUAAUUACACCUGACGCGUAUAAUCGUGGGGUGAGAGAGAAAAACUAAUAGCAAAAAUGAUGACCGACGUGGGUGAGGCCGAGACGGCUGAGGUUCACUUAGGAACCGAGCGGGAGGAAUGUAUUAUUCAUUCUUCGUUAGUGAGGAUGUGAUGGAUUUCACAGAGGCUGUGGAAAAGUUGGCAGAGGGUCUCUUGAGCAUUUAUCAGCCUCCGUUGGAGCAAGUUAAGAAAGAACUCUUGGAAUUAACAAGUAAACAAGAGACUCUCCUAGCCCAAAUGCAAUCCGAAAACAAAAAGAUAAACGAAACAUUUGAAGACGUAGAUUUAAAUGAUAUGUUUGCGACUAUUAAAGUUUAUCAAGGGAAGUUAGCAUCAAUAAGAAAAGAAAUGAUCAAUAUUCAUGAGAGGACUUCUAAGUUGAAGAAACGUGCGUUACGUCUGCAACAAAUAAAGCAGAAAGAAGCGUUAAACAAAGAGCAGCAACGCGAACAAGAAUUACGCAGAGAACAAGAGUUAAUUGCCAGGCCUAUGACUAAUUAAGAGAGCAUGUAACUUUUAAAGAUAAAAACUAAUAGCUCUUAUAUAAGUGGAAGUGGAAGUUCUAUGAGAGAAAAAUAUGUACAUGUAUAUACAUAUAGAAUAUAAAAAUGCUGUGAAUUUAUAUAUAUAACUAUCGUUUACAAUAAAGAAUAUGUGGGGAAAUUA
This is a messenger RNA of Dinoponera quadriceps, 792 nucleotides long. It is a transcript of the gene Pldn, whose product is annotated as biogenesis of lysosome-related organelles complex 1 subunit 6-like. Gene Ontology annotation, cellular component: transport vesicle; BLOC-1 complex; extrinsic component of membrane. Lineage: Eukaryota; Metazoa; Arthropoda; Insecta; Hymenoptera; Formicidae. The transcript is spliced from 5 exons. The record is from RefSeq and is a predicted model, not a curated record. Gene Ontology annotation, biological process: intracellular transport. The coding region runs from base 205 to 627 and encodes 140 amino acids.